Molecule: messenger RNA, 2154 nt
Organism: Herpailurus yagouaroundi (jaguarundi)
Lineage: Eukaryota; Metazoa; Chordata; Mammalia; Carnivora; Felidae
Gene: SLC13A5
Product: solute carrier family 13 member 5
Exons: 12
Coding region: 75-1790 (571 amino acids)
Biological process (GO): oxaloacetate transport; citrate transport; fumarate transport
Cellular component (GO): plasma membrane
Molecular function (GO): succinate transmembrane transporter activity; sodium:dicarboxylate symporter activity; citrate transmembrane transporter activity
Source: RefSeq, a predicted model, not a curated record
UGCGGCCCCCCUUCUUAAGCCCUCGGGUCGCUGGCUGCCGUCACUCGCCUCUCCCGCCGCCUCCCUCCUGCGUUAUGGCCUCGGCGGCGCGCACCUAUGUCUCCAGGUUCAAGUCCUUCGUGAUCUUGUUCCUCACCCCGCUCCUGCUGCUGCCGCUCGUCAUUCUGAUGCCCGCCAAGUUCGUCAGGUGUGCCUACGUCAUCAUCCUCAUGGCCGUGUACUGGUGCACGGAGGUCAUCCCCCUGGCCGUCACCUCCCUCAUGCCGGCCUUGCUCUUCCCGCUCUUGAAGAUUCUGGACUCCAAGCAGGUGUGUAUCCAGUACAUGAAGGACACCAACAUGCUGUUCUUGGGCGGCCUCAUCAUGGCCGUGGCCGUGGAGCGCUGGAAUCUGCACAAGAGGAUAGCCCUGCGCACGCUCCUGUGGGUGGGGGCCAAGCCAGCACAGCUGAUGCUGGGCUUCAUGGGCGUCACGGCCUUUCUCUCCAUGUGGAUCAGCAACACGGCCACCACGGCCAUGAUGGUGCCCAUCGUGGAGGCCAUGUUACAGCAGAUGGAGACCGCCGGCUCCGCCGAGGCCGGCCUGGGGGCCCUGGAGCUGGCAGACAAGGGCAGGGCCGGCCAGCUGCCAGGGAGCCAAGUGACCUUCGAAGGGCCCCCCGAGGGGCUGCGGGCCGACCGCGACCGGAGGAGCGUGCGCAAGGCCAUGACCCUGUGCGUGUGCUACGCGGCCAGCAUCGGAGGGACCGCCACACUGACAGGGACGGGGCCCAACGUGGUGCUCCUGGGCCAGAUGCACGAGUUGUUUCCGGACAGCAAAGACCUGGUGAACUUCGCCUCCUGGUUUGGCUUUGCCUUUCCCAACAUGCUGGUGAUGCUGUUGCUGGCCUGGCUGUGGCUCCAGUGCGUCUAUAUGAGGUUCAGUUUUAAGGCGUCCUGGGGCUGUGGGCUGGAGAGCAGGCAUCACGAGAAGGCCGUGUGUGAGCUGCUGCGGCGGGAGUACAGGAAGCUGGGGCCGUUCUCCUUCGCCGAGGCCAACGUCCUGCUCUGCUUCCUCCUGCUGGUCGGCCUGUGGUUCUCCCGGGACCCCGGCUUCAUGCCCGGCUGGGUGUCGCUGGCCUGGGAGGAGGGCGAGACAAAGUACGCGUCUGACGCCACCGUGGCCACCUUUGUGGCCACCUUGCUGUUCGUAGUGCCUUCGCAGAGGCCCCAGUUCAACUUCCGUGGCCAGACGGAGGAGGAAAGGAAAGCUCCAUUUUAUCCCCCUGCGCUGCUGACCUGGAAGGUGACCCAGGAGAAAGUGCCCUGGGGCAUCGUGCUGCUGCUGGGGGGCGGCUUCGCACUGGCCAAAGGAUGUGAGGCCUCGGGGCUGUCGGAAUGGAUGGGGGAGCAGAUGGAACCCUUGCACUCUGUGCCCCCGGCGGCCAUCACCUUGAUCCUGUCCCUGCUUGUUGCCGUGUUCACCGAGUGCACGAGCAAUGUGGCCACCACGACCCUAUUCCUGCCCAUCUUCGCCUCCAUGUCACGUUCCAUCGGCCUCAACCCGCUGUACGUCAUGCUGCCCUGCACCCUGAGCGCGUCCUUUGCCUUCAUGCUGCCCGUGGCCACCCCGCCCAAUGCCAUCGUGUUUGCUUACGGACACCUCAAGGUUUCUGACAUGGUGAAAACAGGACUCAUGAUGAACAUAAUCGGAGUCUUCUGUGUAUUUCUGGCUGUCAACACGUGGGGACGGGUCAUCUUUGACUUGGACCAUUUCCCUGACUGGGCUAACCUGACACACGCGGAGACCUAGGGAGAGCCUCGCGACCCGGCACACCGCCCCCACCCUCCUGAGGACACGAACCUCCCAGCACACCUCCCGGCACAAGUUUGGGGUUCGCUCCCCAAAGCGAUCCAGUGAUGCCCACACCCCCACGGAGACCCAGCCUGGGGGCUCCAUGCAGAGCUGGGGGGGGAGGGCUCUGCAGGGCGGGAGAGGGGGGGACUCUCCCGGGGGCCUGCUGUCACUCCUGGGACAGGGAUCAGGACACAGGCUCCUGUCCCAGCUCGGCCGCCAGCCGGCCCCAGGCUGGGGUCUGGCGUCAUCUAAGGGGGACUCUGAUCGCAGCUUGGGAAGCGAGAAAACAGCCUCCAGAGCCCGUCCCUCUUCCGGCGUC